Messenger RNA from Capronia coronata CBS 617.96, 1542 nucleotides. RefSeq names its product ubiquitin-conjugating enzyme E2, other. Gene Ontology annotation, molecular function: ubiquitin protein ligase activity; zinc ion binding; ubiquitin conjugating enzyme binding. Lineage: Eukaryota; Fungi; Ascomycota; Eurotiomycetes; Chaetothyriales; Herpotrichiellaceae. The record is from RefSeq and is a predicted model, not a curated record. The transcript has 2 exons. The coding region runs from base 1 to 1542 and encodes 513 amino acids. Gene Ontology annotation, biological process: protein polyubiquitination; positive regulation of proteasomal ubiquitin-dependent protein catabolic process; ubiquitin-dependent protein catabolic process. Gene Ontology annotation, cellular component: cytoplasm; ubiquitin ligase complex.
AUGGACUCUGAGGACGACUUCAUGUCUGACCCGCCUAGCGGGGAUGAGAUUGACUUCGACGAAGGCACGCAAGAUAGUGAUAUCGGAAGCCUUGGCGGAGACUAUGAUCACGAUCACGAUGGUGGCUUUGGCUACGAAAAGGACAUCCUUGCCAACCCACAGAAACCCUUUGAAGUCGAUUACAGAGUCCUCAGCCCCAAGGAAAUCCAAAUGCACCAAGAGCGUCAGUUCCAGGAGGUUUCGUCGAUCAUAGAACUACCACCUGAACAAACCGCAAUCCUCCUGCGGUACAUGAGAUGGAACAAAGAGAAACUCAUCGAGUCAUACAUGGACAACCCAGAGCAGGUGCUCGAGUCUGCAGGCUUGGGAGCAACAGUGGACCCGUCACCGAAGACCGAGACGGUGAAAGGGUUUACAUGCGACAUCUGCUAUGAGGAUGACCCGGCAAUGCAAACAUACGCUAUGAAGUGUGGGCACAGAUAUUGCGUCGAUUGUUACUCUCACUACCUGACCCAGAAAGUCAAGCAGGAAGGAGAAGCCGCCAGAAUUGAGUGCCCCUAUGACGGUUGUCACCGCAUUGUGGACUCCAAAUCCCUGAGAUUGCUGGUCGACCAGAACGUUCAGGACCGAUACGAAGUGCUCCUCACCAGGACCUAUGUCGAUGAUAAAGACAAUCUGAAGUGGUGUCCGGCACCAGAGUGCGAAUAUGCUGUGGAGUGCUCCGUCAAGAAGCGCGACCUGAAUCGCGUUGUCCCAACGGUGCGGUGUGCGCUCGAACAUAGCUUCUGCUUUGGAUGUACCCUGGCCGACCACCGUCCGGCUCCCUGCUCUCUAGUCAAGAUGUGGCUCAAGAAAUGCGAAGACGAUUCGGAGACCUCGAAUUGGAUAUCAGCCAAUACGAAGGAAUGUCCCAAAUGUCAUUCAACCAUCGAGAAGAACGGCGGCUGCAACCACAUGACCUGUCGAAAAUGCAAACACGAGUUCUGUUGGAUGUGCAUGGGUCCAUGGUCCGAACAUGGAACCAGUUGGUACAAUUGCAAUCGAUUCGAAGAAAAGUCCGGGGCGGAUGCACGCGAUGCUCAGGCGCGUUCCCGACACUCUCUCGAACGAUACCUGCAUUACUACAACCGUUACGCCAAUCACGAGCAGUCGGCCAAGUUGGACAAGGACUUAUGGGUCAAGACGGAGAAGAAAAUGACCAGUCUUCAAUCGCAGUCGAACAUGUCUUGGAUCGAGGUACAGUUUCUUGAUACUGCGUCCAAGGCUCUACUAGCUUGCCGGCAGACUCUUAAAUGGACCUACGCGUUUGCAUUUUACUUGGAACGCAACAACAUGACCGAAAUUUUUGAGGACAACCAGAAAGACUUGGAAAUGGCUGUUGAAAAUCUUAGCCAGAUGUUCGAGAAGCCAGUGACCGAACUGGGAAGUCUGAAAGUGGAAAUCUUAGACAAGACGACCUAUUGCAACCGCAGACGCGAGAUCUUGCUGAGUGACACGGCGGAAAACUUGAAGAAAGGUACGGGAUGCAUCAGGGGCCAUUGA